Messenger RNA from Ilyonectria robusta, 315 nucleotides. RefSeq lists its product as uncharacterized. The annotation marks the transcript as partial. NCBI's taxonomy places the organism in Eukaryota, Fungi, Ascomycota, Sordariomycetes, Hypocreales, Nectriaceae. The transcript has 2 exons. The record is from RefSeq and is a predicted model, not a curated record.
UUUACGCAGCUGGCGGCCUCGGAAAUACUGCACCUCUUGCUGAUAAUGAACUGGCAACUACUCUCUACGUUGGCGUGGAUAGCGAACCCUCAAGCUAUGGACGCACGCCAAGCGGUGUUACAGGAGUCCACUAUUGACAACGUUCCGCCUCUCCCGCUCUGGUUGUCGCACAAUCUGCCGACACUUCUGUCAGACAAUUGGCUCCACAGGGAUCAUUGAUUCGCCACGAGAACUAUUAGCUCGAUGCUCACGAAUGUCUUGACAGAUUUAGGCGUUUCUAUCAAGUGCACGCAUCAUCUGUGCGCAAUCCGACAA